AUGAGUUUCCUCGGCCUCAAAACGUUCGAUGACCCCAAUCGGGCGCCUAGCUCGGGGUCAUUCGCGACAUACAUGAUCGUUGCGCCAACAUCCUUCUUUCUCGGGAUGCUCUUCUCCUCCUUCCCCUACGACUACCCCCUCCUCUGGACCUCCUCCCCCAUCCCCCCCACCUUCCUCUCCGACCUCGAAACCCAUCUCCAAUUCCUUCACGCCUCCCCGCCUUUGAUCCCACGGAUCCUGCAUUUCCUCAUCGCCAUCGGAUUCGCCGGGUUCCUCUUAAAGCUGUUCAAGCCGUCGGAGGCGAAUUUGCUGUUCGAUGGUGCCAGUUUGGUCUUAUACGUCGUCGGGGUUAUCGUUUACAUCACGAAUAUUAUUAAGGGGUUGAGGGUGGUGACGAGGGGGGAGUGGGAUGAAGUCGUCCAAGUCGCGGAUGGGGAGGAGGUGAUUGGACGGGAGGAUAGUUUGAAGGUGCUUGCGGCGAGUAAUACGAUCUUGGCGCUGGUGUUGGUGGGUGUGUUGGUGCUGCAGGCGGGGCAGUGGUAUGCGGAGAGACGGGAGAGGGAGGAGAGGGCGCAGUUUGAGGCGAUGGAGAAAAAAGAGGGGAAGGGGAAGGGAGGCCAGAAGAAGAAGCAGUAG
Pseudogymnoascus destructans is the source of this 636-nucleotide messenger RNA. RefSeq lists its product as uncharacterized. Gene Ontology annotation, cellular component: endoplasmic reticulum membrane. The transcript is spliced from 2 exons. The record is from RefSeq and is a predicted model, not a curated record. Gene Ontology annotation, biological process: endoplasmic reticulum to Golgi vesicle-mediated transport. Lineage: Eukaryota; Fungi; Ascomycota; Leotiomycetes; Thelebolales; Thelebolaceae. Bases 1 to 636 code for a protein of 211 amino acids.